ACCCCCGCCGUACUGUGCCGUCCCCCCCCCCCCACCUCGACCACCACGCACAGCCCCACACUCCCACCACUAGCUCCUACAGUUCUAGCCGAGCAAUGGCGCAGCUCACCAUCCUCGCCCUGCUCUGCGUCUCCCUAGCGGCGCUCUCACUCUCACCCUCCCCCGUCACGGCGGCGAGGUUCGCCUGCAACGCCACGGCGCCGCGGGCCUCGACAUGCCAGGCGCUCAUCUCCUACGCCCCGCCAAACUCCACGGCGUCCAUGACCCUCGCGGGCGUCCGCGCGCUCUUCCAGCUCCGCUCCCACCGGGCGCUGCUCGCCUCCAACAACCUGCCGCUCUCCACCCCGCCCACGGCGCCCGCCCCGACGCCGCUCCGCAUCCGCCUGCCCUGCCUCUGCUCCGGCGGCGCCGGGGCCACCUUCCAGCGGCCCACCUACCGCGUCCGCGCGGGGGACACGCUCGACGCCGUCGCCCGCUCCGUCUUCGCGGGGCUCGUCACGUACCGGGACAUCGCCGCCGCCAACAACGUCUCCGACCCCAGCAAGGUCGCCGUGGGCCAGGAGCUCCGGAUCCCGCUCCCCUGCAGCUGCGACCCCGUCGACGGCGUGCCCGUCGUGCAUUACACCUAUGUUGUGCCCGCCGGGAGCUCCGUGGCUGGCAUCGCGCAGGAGUACGGCGCCACGGAGGCGGCCAUUCUGGCGUUGAACCGCAUGCCCGACGCCAAGAGCCUUCUCGCCGGGCAGGUGCUUGAUGUGCCGCUCCGAGGUUGCUCUUCUGCCAUUAGCAACACGGCCAUAGACCGCAACCUCAUUGUCCCAAACUCAAGCUACAUCUUCACCGCCAACAACUGUAUCGUGUGCGGCUGCAGCUCCACCACUUGGCAGCUUGACUGUCAGGCAACAACAGGGAUAGGCCCAUCCUUCUGCCCCGUGGCGAAAUGCGGCGACGCGUUCCUGGGGAACAUUACCACGUCCACUGCCCCGGCUUGCGAGACCACGAUGUGCUCCUACGCUGGCUACACCAACAGCACGUCAUUCGCCAUCCAUGCCAACCUCACCACCACCUCCGUCUGCAAUGCUGCUGGGGUGUCGCCGGCAGCGCAGCCGUCUCACUCCUCGGCGUCCGGGUUGGCAUCAACCGCGCGGUGGAGAUGGUCGGAGCUGAUCGCCUGCCUCCACGUCCUUCUGUCGUUGUGCCUCUGGGUCUCUGCGCCGUGAUUGAGUAGCAUUCAGAUUCUUGCUUUCCUAGUGCCUGGACCUGUAGUUCGUAGUUUGUGAGUAAUAUGCUCGGUGCCUGUGUGGCUUCAAUUUGUAGCUCGUUUGGAUGUAGAAGUGCAGACAUGAGAGGAAACACUUAUUUUGUGUUAGAAGGUAGAUCAGAUCAGGACACUUUUGUAAUGAACUCUUGCAAAGGUAUUUUCAUCGUUUUUUCGCUAAGCCUUUUGCUAA
Molecule: messenger RNA, 1448 nt
Organism: Brachypodium distachyon (stiff brome)
Lineage: Eukaryota; Viridiplantae; Streptophyta; Magnoliopsida; Poales; Poaceae
Product: chitin elicitor-binding protein
Exons: 4
Coding region: 96-1217 (373 amino acids)
Source: RefSeq, a predicted model, not a curated record